AUGGACGCAAACAAGGCUUUCGAUGCCGAGAAGGGCUUGUCCCAGACCAUCAGCGAGUCUCCCGAGUAUGAGAUUCAGUCUGGUGAGCAGAAUGAACUCAAGCGCUCGCUCAAGAACAGACACAUGCAGAUGAUUGCUAUUGGUGGUGCCAUUGGGGCUGGUUUUUUCGUCGGGGCCGGCGGAGCCCUUAGUACCGGAGGCCCUGCAUCGUUGAUCAUUGGUUUCUCAAUCAUUGGUAUCAUGUUGAUGGCAACCAUGCAAGCUUUGGGAGAGCUGACUGUUCUGUACCCCGUCAACGCUNAUGCUUGCCGCUUCAUCUCCGAGUCAUGGGGUUUUGCUAUCGGUUGGCAGUACGCCAUUCAAUGGUUGACUAUCCUUCCCUUCGAAUUGACCGCUGCUUCCAUCACAAUCAAAUUCUGGAAAGAAGCAGCUAACAUCAACAUCGGUGUCUGGAUCGCCAUCUUCCUUGUCCUUCUUGGCGGUGUUAACUUUUUAGGCGUACGUGCCUACGGUGAGGUCGAAUUCGUCCUCUCCAUCAUCAAGAUCCUGGCAUGCAUCGGUUUCAUCAUUCUCGGCAUUGUCAUCGAUGUUGGUGGCGUUCCCACCGACACUCGUGGCUACAUCGGAGUAUCUUAUUGGCAAGACGGACAGGCCUUCCGCAAUGGCUUCAGGNGCUUCUGCAGUGUCUUCGUCACUGCCUCUUUCGCCUUCGGUGGUACUGAGUUGGUCGGUCUCGCAGCCGCUGAAUCCGCCAACCCCAGAAAGGCUCUCCCUCAGGCUGUCAAGCAGGUCUUCUGGCGUAUCGCUUUCUUCUACAUCGUCGGCCUCUUCAUCCUGGGUCUCGUUGUUCCCGCUAGCAACCCCAACCUCCUCCACGCUCACGGUGCCCACUCUCAGUACUCUCCCUUCGUCAUUGCUAUCCGUCUCGCUGGUAUCAAGGUCCUCCCCUCCAUCUUCAACGCCGUGAUCACUGUUUCCGUCAUCAGUGUCGCCAACAGCUCCGCAUUCGCUUCUACCCGCACCCUCCAGGCUCUUGCUGCUCGUGGCAUGGCUCCCAAGUUCCUCGCCUACGUCGACAAGAAGGGUCGUCCCAUCCCCACUAUCAUCCUUCAGAUGUCCAUGGGUCUUCUUGCCUUUGUCAACUUGGCAGCUGCCGGCGACGUUCUCUUCACCUGGCUCUUGUCCCUCACCGGUCUUGCCAACUUCUUCGUCUGGGGUAGCAUCAACCUUUCCCACAUCCGUUUCCGCAAGGCUUGGGCACACUCUGGUCGCACUGUCGAGCAGCUCCCCUACAAGGCCAAGUACGGUGUCAUUGGCAGUUACAUUGGUCUUUUCCUCAACGUCAUCUGUCUUGUUGCUCAGUUUUACGUCGCCCUCUUCCCCAUCGGUGGCAAGCCUGACGCUGCCAACUUCUUCGAGUCCUACCUCGCUGGGCCCGUUAUCUUCACUCUGUACGCUGGUUGGAAGAUCUGGACCCGCGAGUGGAAGCUGUGGGUCAGCGUCGCUGACAUGGAUGUCACCACUGACAUGCGCGAGUUCGCUGAUGAUGAUGAGGAGGAAGUCAAGGCCACUGGCAUUAUGGCCAAGGUCAAGUCCGUCACCUCCGCUUUCUUCUAA
Molecule: messenger RNA, 1617 nt
Organism: Aureobasidium musti
Lineage: Eukaryota; Fungi; Ascomycota; Dothideomycetes; Dothideales; Saccotheciaceae
Source: the annotation of a GenBank genome assembly